Molecule: messenger RNA, 876 nt
Organism: Trichomonas vaginalis G3
Lineage: Eukaryota; Parabasalia; Trichomonadida; Trichomonadidae
Exons: 1
Source: RefSeq, a predicted model, not a curated record
AUGGAUUUGGAAACAGCACGUGCCAAUUAUCCAAACAGACUAGAGAGGUUAGAAGAAGAACGUCUUAUGGACAUGCCUUUCGAUGUUAGUGAACCUCAAGUUGAAGGACACGACGGCUUUGCCAGAUUCUACUGGAAACAUGACGAACAAUUGCAUCCUUUGAGAAGGAAAAAAGGAAAAGGUGAAGACGCACAUGCUCCCAUGGAAAGAACAAGAUAUGCAUAUGAAAAGUAUCGUGAAGUUAGAAGUCAAAUUACAUCUGGUCGAACCUUUACAGUAAACUUUGACGAAGGAAAGAACAAAGAAGGGUUCAUGGGAGUACUUGCUGCAAUUCAAGACGGAAAUAAGAAAGGACACAAUCUCAGAUUGACCAUAACAGAUUUGGAUGGUCACAUUUACUAUGCACAUAGCAAUGAACAAACAGCCGCAAAACUUCUUGACGCUUUCAAGACUACAAAGAGAGAACAAAUGGUUGACUCCGACUCAGACAUUUUGAAUGCAAUUGAAGGAAUUGCAAGUGUCAAGUUCGAAUGGUACCAACCUAACCCUCAAGCAGUCAGACAACAUGCUGGAUACUUCCCGUUCAUAAAUAAGUCUGACAUUGACUUGACAAGGUAUGGAAUUUACAAUUCAAUUGAAACAAUUGUCAAUGAACCUUGUAUUCUUACAUGUCUCAGGAACUCUGGUCUUGUUACAGAUGAGAAGAUGAAGUAUCUUGAGUCAUGUGUGAAGACAAGGUACAUUCUCAGAGGUCAAUUGGCAAAAAUUGCACCGUUGGCAAAUGUCAAUAUCCGAGUCAACAUACCUACAGCUAAAGGUUCUUCACAUGAUGACUAUGUUGUUGACAAAGACUUACCAUGGUUGAAGAUUGUAAUU